AUGGGGAGACCAGCAGAACUGUCAAGUGUAAGGGCAGGAUCUGACCUUCAGGAUGCUGAAGGACCUAUGGAAGCAAAAUCCUGGAGCGUUUGUUUUGACUUCAACACCUCUACUAUCAGUGGCAAAGACCUUUCUCCCAGCAGUUUCAGCAGUAGGAGGUCAGGUUUAUUUUAUAUUGCUUUGGCUCAUGAGCAAAAAAAGACCCUAACAUCCAUUAUGUUUGAAAAUUUCAAAAAUACAAGAAUCAGAGAUGCAGGUGGAUCCCCUGAAAAGGCAGCCACAGAUUCCAGGGGUGAAAGCAAGAAACUCCACAAAUCCCAGCAGCUGAAACAAGUUUUUAAAGAAUAUGGUGCUAUAGGGGUUUCAUUCCAUGUUGGAAUUUCAUUAGUAUCUCUAGGAAUCUUCUACCUGGCUGUGUCAAGUGGUGUCGAUAUGACUGCAGUUCUCUUCAAACUUGGUUUCAGUGAAUCAUCGUUGCAAUCUAAAAUGGCUGCUGGUACAAGCACAUUUGUGCUGGCAUAUGCUGUUCACAAAUUGUUUGCUCCAGUACGAAUCAGCAUUACUAUAGUAUCUGUGCCAUUUAUUGUCAGAUACUGCCGGAAGAUUGGUUUCUUCAAACCUCCUGCCUCAAAUCCAUGAUUCCUUACUGUUUUUUACUGUUUCUUAAAUGUUCUAUAUCCAUGUAGAUUUUCAGAUUGAUACAUUUAUUUAAAAGAUUUAUUUGGAUUCAUGUUAAUGCUGACCUCCUCUUGUAUUUCUUGCUCUUUCAGGUAAUUGUUACACUGUGAAAAGUGCUGUCCUUAUCUUCUUUCCCUUUUAUCACCUCUUUAGAAAGACCUGUUUAAAUGGCAUGUGGUUUCCACUGCAAGUGGGAAUAUAAACACUCUUUAGAACACACAGUUCUGGGUCUUUAUAAUCUAUCUUUUGGGGCUUGAAUUUUUUUCUUGUCAAAAUAGUGGCAGCAUUAGUUUUUUACUGUGUAGCUGAGAAACAGAGUGAGAUUCUCUUCCUAAUAGUCUGUGGAAUAAACAAUAUCCUAUUAUGUGAAUAGUUCUUUUGGUAAGUGUAUAUAUUGGAAUCUAAGGGGUAGGUGGGUGGGGUUUUUGUUAUAGAAGGCAUAUAUUAUGACCCCAGUCUUCCAGUACAACACACAUGCUGAACUAACUUAAGUGGGAGUACCCCAUGCUUAAUUAUUGCACAGUAAUAAUUGUUUUAGCCAGAAUAGGUGAUGCACUGUUCUGAAACUACAGCUCCUUUGUGGUGCUUCCAUGUUUCAAGAUUUUGUUUGAAAAUGCUUUAUUUAUAGAUUAGGAACUGGCCUUAAAGUCCUUUUUUUUUAAUGUUUUUUUUUAUACCUAUAGACUUAGAAGGAAUCCUGAGUCUACUGAAAUCAGUGUAACCAGAAUUACCUCCUAUGUGAACAUAUUCCAAAGAUCAUAAAGUCAGAGGCAAGGUAUCUGCAUUUUUAAUGUAUUGAAAUCUGGCCUUGUACUGGAAACUUUUUUCAUCUGAAAACUAACCCUAGCAGUUUUCUGCUCCUGUGGAUGAAAAUCAAAUCUGCACCUGAAGUCCAGACACCACAAUUCAUAGCUUCUCAAGGGCAAUUGCUGUGCUUUGUCUGGCAGACUGCUGAAGAUAGCAAUUAGAGGUGCUUCUCAUUUCUUUAUUUGGACACUGUUCCUAUUAGAAUGUAGAUGCACAUGCAUAUAUUCACAUACUGCUUUUCAGUUAACUUAAAGCCUGGAUCCCAAAACUGGGGAGUCAGUGUAACGUUCUGUGGUAAACCUGGGUUUUAGGACUGUACUUCCUUCUGUGGGAUAGCUCCAGCCAGAUCUGUCAGUCUUUUGGCCCUGUUUCUCCUUCCAGCCUGCUCUCUUUACACUGCCUUACCCCAAGGUGGCUCUGACACAGAUCUGUUCAUCCAGGAGUUUAAAUUAAAUUGGAGAUUACCCUGGUGAUCAUUAGUUGUUUUGAUAAAUUUAGUGAAUUAAGAGGAAGGAAUCAUGGGGUUAGGAUGUGAGAGAACAAGUAGUUUUGUUAUGAGCAACCUAUGAAGUUCAACUCAGCCCUAUGUACCCUCUCUCUUUGUAUCAUCAGUUCAGGGCAAUGUUCUGUUACCACAGAUAAAAGUAUUCCAGAAUAGUCACAAGGCAUCUUUGUUUUCAUUUAAAACAUUGUGAAAUAACUGAUUAUCUUAAAGUUGACAGAAAUGGAAUAUUCAAGCAUUUUCAAAAAUUCUGUAAAGCAGGAAUCAUUUAAAGCAAAUGCACCUAACAGCUAUUAAAAUUCACCGCACUAACCUGGAGAUUUUCUUGCUGUAAAGAAAGAUUCAUUUAAACUAUGCUCAGAAUUCAGAUAACCUAUUAAGGUAAAUAGUUGUGUGAACUACUGGCAACUUGCUUCAAUGAAGGUUUUUUUGCAAAGUAUAUUUUAAAUUUAUUUGAGAAUAUAUUUUGAAUUCUAGAAUCCUCAGUUUGUAAAGUGAUCAAUUUUUUAAAGGGUUUGAAAAGUAAAGACAGUCUUAAAGUCUUAUAAUGAAAAUACAAUA
This is a messenger RNA of Athene cunicularia (burrowing owl), 2548 nucleotides long. It is a transcript of the gene MIMS2, whose product is annotated as family with sequence similarity 210 member B. The transcript is spliced from 5 exons. NCBI's taxonomy places the organism in Eukaryota, Metazoa, Chordata, Aves, Strigiformes, Strigidae. Bases 1 to 639 code for a protein of 212 amino acids. Gene Ontology annotation, cellular component: mitochondrion. The record is from RefSeq and is a predicted model, not a curated record.